Molecule: messenger RNA, 846 nt
Organism: Selaginella moellendorffii
Lineage: Eukaryota; Viridiplantae; Streptophyta; Lycopodiopsida; Selaginellales; Selaginellaceae
Product: heavy metal-associated isoprenylated plant protein 7
Exons: 4
Molecular function (GO): metal ion binding
Source: RefSeq, a predicted model, not a curated record
UUGGGCGGGGCCCUUAAGCAUUGGCAAAUACCCCAGCCGUAUAAUUAUCUUUAGUUUUUUUCGUCCGUUAGUCGGCCGCCAUAGCCAAAGCUUGUCGACCUCCACCAAGAACACACUACGCGCUCUCUCUCUCUCUCUCUCCCUCAUCUCUUCUUGUCCAAUUCGAUGUCGCGGCGCAUCGCCAGCACCGGCGCGGCCGCCAGAUGCCAAAUGCGGGUGUCGGAUUCGCGCGGCCGAUCUGUUCUUGGGGGAUUCUGCUGUUAGGUCGGGGUAGAUCCAGGGCAAUUUGGUGCCCGGAAUUGCUGAGGAGCAAUCGGAGCUGCGGUUGAAUCGAAUCGGUCUGGAAUGGGGGACGGGGAGAAGAAGGAGGAGAAGGAGGAUGCGAAGCCGCUGGAGCCCGUGACUGUGGUGCUCAAGGUGAAAAUUCACUGCCUGGGAUGCGAGAAGAAGGUGAAGAAAUCGCUCAACAAGGUGAAAGGGCUUAUGUCGCUGGACGUGAAUCGCAACGAAGGAAAGGUGACGGUUAAAGGGUUUGUGGAUCCCAAGGAGGUGCUCAAGAGGGCCAAGAAGACGGGAAAGCAGGCGGAUUUCUGGCCAUCUCCUCCUCCGCCACCCAAAGAGGAGAAGAAAUCAUCCGACGAGGAGAAAUCCGAGAAGAAGGAAGAGAAGAAGGAGAAGGAGGAGAAGAAGGAGGAGAAGGGAGAGAAAAAGGAAGAGAAGAAAGAGGAGAAGAAAGAAGAGAAGGAAGAGAAGAAGGAGACGAAGGAAGAGAAGAAGAAAGAAGAGAAGAAAGAAGAGAAGGCCGAAGAGAAGAAGGAGGAGAAGAAGAAAGAAGAGAAGAAAGAG